Saccostrea echinata is the source of this 574-nucleotide messenger RNA. RefSeq names its product complement C1q-like protein 4. The transcript has 2 exons. The record is from RefSeq and is a predicted model, not a curated record. Gene Ontology annotation, molecular function: protein binding. Lineage: Eukaryota; Metazoa; Mollusca; Bivalvia; Ostreida; Ostreidae. The coding region runs from base 19 to 567 and encodes 182 amino acids.
CUGAGCUAUCCAUUCAACAUGCUAAAACCAUUGUUGCUUUUCUUUCUUUUCGUCGGCGUUGCUAAUGGCAAUGACUCGUGUGACCGGAAGGAGAUGGAGGACACAAUAUGUAGUCUCUGUGGACAAAGGAAAGGAAGUCAACUAGCUGGAACUGGUCAACAAAUUGCGUUUUAUGCCUAUAUGUCCAGUAACAUCCAGAUAAAGACAUUAUCCAAACACAGAAUAUUUGUUUAUGAUCGUGUUGAGACAAACAUUGGAAACGGAUAUGACGCCAAAUCGGGAAAGUUCAUCGCUCCAGAGAGCGGGGUUUACGUCAUACACACAACUACUGUUUCAUACGAUAAAUCACACAGCGUUAUAGAAGUAGUAAAACAUGGAGUCAUUAAAAACAUAGGAAUAGCUGACUCCGGAAAUCACGAUGAUUAUGCCUCAACUUCUACAUUAACUGUUUUGAAUUUGAAGAGAGGAGAUGUAUUAAAUACCAGAGUUGGACCAGGGUAUGGAGGACAAUACCUACUGAGCAACACAUUAGCCCGAAUGAGUUUCUCUGGAUUUAAACUCCUGUAAAACAAAU